GAAUGGUGAAAGAAAAAUGAUAUGUUGUGUGUUCAUACGGGGGCAGCAUAAAGGGUAAUUAGGCAUUUCCAUGUAUAGAGAGGAGCUGUGAAGGUGGUCCUCCUGUUCUGUUCAUGGAGAAGGUUAUCCCUGAGAUCCAACCAAUCACGGGUCCUUUUCAUCACAUGGAUACCCACAUGUUAGUCGAGGCAAAGGCAAUUGCUUUGAAAAAAAUUUGAGCGGUGACCCAUAAUCAAAGCUCUCACACAGUUUCUCCAUAUCAAUCGCUGAAGUAAAGCCAAAGUUGUUGGAAUCUGAUGGCUGAGUUCUACCUUCCAAGUCAAAAACAGAGGUGGGGGAAGCGGAAAAACAAGCGCAGAGUAAGUGAUCCUACCGCAUCACGUUACUUUUCUAGCUUCGUCUGACUUCCUGCGUUGCGGCACAUAAAACAAAACUUUUUUCUCUGAGGACAAACUUCAAACACCUGGUGGGCAUGGCUCAUUUCCGCGAAAUCUUCUUCCACCAUACCCCGUUUUGGUAGUGGUUGAAAACCCAAUGAGCAAUUUUGUAGCUGACAUUUCUGCUUGUAAGAUUUGACAGUGGGCAGUGAUUUCCCUCACGGGCUUUAACGCCAUCGCCAACACUGUAAAGUUAUAUACUACUGGCUACAAUGAGAUAGAGAGAAAGAGAAUCAUUGCAUACCAGGUUGUUUCUCCAAGCAAUUUGGGUUAGCUCAGGGAGAGGGAGAGCACUGUUAAAGCAACGAAGUGAAAAAGUUGUUGUGGGUCAGAGAGGUUCGAAGGGGAAUACCAACUGUUCAUUAAACCUGCUUUUAUUCUUCAGCAGGAACUGCAAAAUAUGCAGACCUCAAAGCCUAAAAAUUUAGAAGCUCCGCUGAGAAAACCUCGACCCACUCGACAACUUAAAGCGCUUGGUUCGGAUUCUGUUUCGGCUCCGGCUUCGGCUUUGGGUUCUCCGCUCCCUCCGAGUAAAAUGACGAAGGAAAGAAGUCCUAGAAUUGUUACAAAGUCAGUUCAAAGCUCAGUACUUGAGAAAAAACGCCCAAAUCGAGUUUCUACAGUGGAAUCACAGAUUGCUCAACUUCAAGAUGAACUGAAAAAGGCAAAGGAUCAACUGAACUCAGCUGAAUUAGGGAGGAGGAGAGCAAAAGAGGAAGCUGAAGAGGGUAGGCAGCAGCUUGAAGCCAUGUCGUUGGAGCUUGAGGAGUCCAGACAGCAGUUGCUAGAGCUUUCGGCUUCUGAAGAUGAACGGAUUCAAGAGCUACGUAAAAUUUCGCAGGAUCGAGAUAGAGAAUGGCAGUCUGAACUUGAGGCCCUCCAGAAACAGCAUUUAAUGGAUUCAGCUGCUUUGGGUGCUGCCAUGAAUGAAAAUCAGAAGCUUAAGCUUCAGCUGGAAAGGAUAGCUGGUUUGGAGGUGAACCAUAGUAGACAUGCCGAAUCUGCACAAGCUGAGAUUCAUAGCCUCAGAGUAGAACUCAAAGAAACACUCUCACUGGUGGAGGAACUCAAAUCCAAGCUUUCUGAAUAUGAAGAUUCUGAAGCUCAAAGUCUUGAAGAUCAGAAGAAAACACAGAUGGAACUCGAAAGAGCAAACGAAACCAUUGAAAUGCUUCAAUCGGAGGGAACCAAUGCGAUGAAAGCGUUCAGCUCCAUAUCCUUGGAGUUGGAGCAAUCCAAAGAAAAAGUUGCAUCAUUGGAGGCCCUUGUUAGCAAAUACCAGGUCGAUUUGGCUGAGAUUGACAAGAAAAAUUUGGAAGAUCAGUCUGAAAAUAAGAACAAUGAGAAGGAUGAAGAAGAAACUGAAUACAUCAGUCAGCUUAAAACUGAGCUUAAUUGUGUUAGAUCUGAAAUGGGUCAAUUGAAACUGGCUUUAGAUGCUGCUGAUAGAAGGUACCAGGACGAAUAUCUUCGGAGUACGAUACAGAUCAGGAGUUCUUAUGAAGAAUUGGAAUCUGUAAGAUCCGAAUCACGUCUUAGAGAGGCUGCAUUUGAAGCUGAACUCGUUCGAGCAAAGGCACAAAUUGAGCAACUGAGGACGCAUCUUGAGGAUAAGGAAGCUCAACUUCUGAGCAUUGCCAAGGAAAAGGAAACUUCAAACUUGAAUCAGAGAAGCAAAGAAAGUGAAAGGGAAUCCGAUAAUACAGAACAGCUGAAGAAGUUAGAGGCUGAUAUUGAGGAGUUGAAGGCAAGCCUGCUAGACAAAGAGACAGAGUUGCAAGGAAUCAUUGAAGAAAACGACAUGCUCCGAGUGGACAUUCAAAAAAUGGAAACAGGAAGGAAGAUGGCGAAUGGCGAAACUACAGAUCUGGAAGAGCCAGCAAACGAAGAGACUUUGAACAAACUUGGGAGUGUAAACGAAAACUCGGAAAUGGAGGCGGAAUUGAGGAGGCUAAGGGUGCAGUUAGAGCAAUGGAGGAAAGCAGCUGAGGCAGCUGCUGCAAUGCUCUCACCAGGGAAAGAUGGAAAACUUGUAGACAUUUCAGGUCCUAUUGACAGCAACUAUCCUCAUGGCUCGUUCUACUCCGAAGAGCUCGAUGAUGACUCGCCAAAGAAGAAGAAUAUCAACAUGCUGAAAAAGAUUGGCGUUCUAUGGAAAAAGAAUCAAAAGUAGGUGACAGACAGAAGUGCAGCAAAGUAUUAUGCAAAUUGGGUUGGGCUCUUUUCUUCUAUAAUCUUGGCUUGAAUUGAUAGGCAACCAAAUAUUUUAUGUGGAACUGUAUAGUAUAGUUGCUCAAACUGGUAAGUUUUGAUUUUUUAUAAGUUACAAAUGAAUUUAUGAUGCGUUUCUGCAGAAUACAAUAAGUUUUUUGCACUGCC
Messenger RNA from Cucurbita maxima (winter squash), 2816 nucleotides. RefSeq names its product interactor of constitutive active ROPs 2, chloroplastic-like. NCBI's taxonomy places the organism in Eukaryota, Viridiplantae, Streptophyta, Magnoliopsida, Cucurbitales, Cucurbitaceae. The record is from RefSeq and is a predicted model, not a curated record. The coding region runs from base 838 to 2610 and encodes 590 amino acids. The transcript has 5 exons.